Messenger RNA from Candidula unifasciata, 558 nucleotides. The record is from the annotation of a GenBank genome assembly. NCBI's taxonomy places the organism in Eukaryota, Metazoa, Mollusca, Gastropoda, Stylommatophora, Geomitridae.
AUGGACAAGACUUAUGUAAGAAAAAUCAAGCACGCACUGUACAGUGAUUCUACGAUUACUCUGGCAUUAUUUGUCGGCCUUGAAUCAUGCAAAGAUCUGAAACAGGCCGUAAUGAAUGGAGCGGUUGAAGCAGCUCUUCUUAAAACAUCAAAGAUUGUGGACCCUUUCCAAGUGUUGGUCGCAGCAAACAAAGCCAUUCAUCUUCAACGUACAAAUGCAAUGGUGACCAAAAAUGUGCAUUCAGAGGUCCUGUUUUGUUUGUCUCCAAGUAAAUAUAUUUCAGAUUCAUUUCGUUUCUUUGGAGUUUCUGACACAGACACAAGUGUGUUUGUAGCAGUUGUUGAUGACAAAGAGGAUGAAACAAUUACAAAAGUGUCAGAAAUUCUAGGAAAGAUGCCAUCUGAUUUAGAACAAGUAUCAGAAAUUGCAGAUACAGAGUUAAUUUCUAAAGCAUACAAACUAACAGAGGAAGAAUUAUCUGUAUUUGCAAUUCUGGACGCAGUUGUUUCUAGGAUAGCAGCAAAAGACAUAAUUAUGACACGGAGAGGGAAACGCUGA